Messenger RNA from Tachyglossus aculeatus (Australian echidna), 3156 nucleotides. RefSeq names its product BMP/retinoic acid inducible neural specific 1 (gene BRINP1). Gene Ontology annotation, biological process: negative regulation of mitotic cell cycle; positive regulation of neuron differentiation. The coding region runs from base 453 to 2738 and encodes 761 amino acids. NCBI's taxonomy places the organism in Eukaryota, Metazoa, Chordata, Mammalia, Monotremata, Tachyglossidae. The record is from RefSeq and is a predicted model, not a curated record. The transcript is spliced from 9 exons.
UUCAUUUUGAUUUCCCCUCUCCAUUCUCCUGCCUCCUCGCUCCUGCCCCCAUGGCUGCAAGCUGAUCAGCAGGAGGAAAAAAAAAAAAUCAGUAAACGGAGCCAGGAUUCGCUACUGCCCUGAAUGCCUGCAAUCUGGAUCAGGGAAGGGGACCUCACGGCUGAGCAUGAAAAGGGUUGCUAAAUUCCAGGUAUCCGCACGCCUGCAGUACCUGUACAUCAGCACCCAGUAUGCACGCUGGACACACAGCAUUCACAAGUUCCUACCGAGCAGAAUAAAAGCCAGCAGCCUCCAGCUCUCAGCCCAGGAGGAACAUUAACAUCAGCAGCAAGCCUGCCUGGAGGGCUGGAAGGGAAGCAGAGCAAGUUUGCUUCUGCUCUUCUGAAGGAGAUUGGCAGAUAGGACUCCACAGAAUGGAGCAAGAAUGAGAGGAAAAAGGCAGACAGAAAAGCAUGAACUGGAGGUUUGUUGAGUUCAUCUACUUCCUGUUUAUAUGGGACCAUAUAACAGUACAGCCCUCCUACCAGGAACCAACUGUUACCGACCAACAUGACUCCAAGGAAUUUGAUUGGCUUAUUUCAGACAGGGGGCCUUUCCACCACUCACGGAGCUACUUAUCCUUUGUGGAAAGACAUCGUCAAGGAUUUACAACCCGAUAUAAAAUAUACAGGGAGUUUGCCCGUUGGAAGGUGAGGAACACAGCCAUCGAGCGGAGAGAUCUGCUCCGCAACCCAGUGCCACUGAUGCCUGAGUUUCAGAGAAGCAUCAGACUCCUUGGGAGGCGACCCACGACUCAGCAGUUCAUCGAUACCAUCAUUAAAAAGUACGGCACCCACAUCCUCAUCUCUGCUACCUUGGGAGGAGAGGAGGCCUUGACCAUGUACAUGGACAAAAGUCGACUCGACAGGAAGUCAGGGAAUGCUACGCAGAGCGUGGAGGCCUUGCAUCAACUUGCAUCCUCCUACUUCGUUGAUCGUGAUGGCACCAUGAAGCGACUCCAUGAGAUCCAGAUCUCUACUGGAGCUAUCAAGGUAACAGAAACACGCACUGGCCCUUUAGGCUGCAACAGCUAUGACAAUCUGGACUCUGUGAGUUCUGUCCUUCUACAAAGCACCGAAAGCAAGCUCCAUCUCCAAGGUCUCCAGAUCAUCUUCCCUCAGUAUCUGCAAGAGAAAUUUGUCCAGUCGGCCUUGAGUUAUAUUAUGUGCAAUGGGGAGGGAGAGUACGUGUGCCACAACAGCCAGUGCCGAUGUCAGUGUGCGGAGGAAUUCCCACAAUGCAACUGUCCCAUCACUGACAUCCAGAUCAUGGAGUACACCUUGGCCAAUAUGGCCAAGUCUUGGACUGAAGCUUAUAAAGACCUGGAAAAUUCAGAUGAGUUUAAAUCGUUCAUGAAAAGGCUACCUAACAAUCACUUUCUGACCAUUGGGAGCAUCCAUCAGCACUGGGGAAAUGACUGGGACCUGCAGAACCGCUACAAGCUUCUCCAGAGCUCCAUGGAAGCUCAUCGUCAGAAGAUCCAACGCACUGCCCGGAAACUCUUCGGCCUCAGUGUCCGCUGUCGACACAAUCCCAACCACCAGCUGCCUAGAGAAAGGACGAUCCAGCAGUGGCUUACCCGGGUCCAGUCCCUGCUCUACUGCAAUGAGAAUGGCUUUUGGGGCACCUUUUUGGAGAGCCAGAGAAGCUGCGUGUGCCAUGGCAGCACCAGCCUGUGCCAGCGGCCCAUCCCCUGCAUCAUCGGGGGCAACAACAGCUGCGCCAUGUGCAGCCUGGCCAACAUCUCUCUCUGCGGCUCCUGCAAUAAGGGCUACAAGCUGUACCGGGGCCGCUGCGAGCCACAGAAUGUGGACUCGGAGCGCAGCGAGCAGUUCAUCAGCUUCGAGACGGACUUGGAUUUCCAGGACCUGGAGCUGAAGUACUUGCUGCAGAAGAUGGACUCUCGCCUCUAUGUGCACACCACCUUCAUCAGCAAUGAGAUCCGGCUAGACACCUUCUUCGACCCCCGGUGGCGCAAGCGCAUGUCGCUGACCCUGAAGAGCAACAAGAACCGCAUGGACUUCAUCCACAUGGUGAUCGGCAUCUCCAUGCGCAUCUGCCAGAUGCGCAACAGCAGCCUGGACCCCAUGUUCUUUGUCUACGUCAACCCCUUCAGCGGGAGCCAUUCGGAAGGCUGGAACAUGCCCUUCGGGGAGUUCGGCUACCCGCGUUGGGAGAAGACCCGCCUCCAGAACAGCCAGUGCUACAACUGGACCCUGCUCCUGGGGAACCGGUGGAAAACGUUUUUCGAGACUGUCCACAUCUACCUACGCAGCCGGACACGGCUGCCCUCCCUGCUGAGGAAUGAGACCGGCCAGGGGCCCGUGGACCUGUCGGAUCCUGCCAAGAGGCAGUUUUACAUCAAGAUCUCAGAUGUGCAGGUCUUCGGGUACAGCCUGCGGUUCAACGCUGACCUCCUGCGGAGCGCCGUCCAGCAGGUCAACCAGUCGUACACCCAAGGCGGGCAGUUCUACUCCUCGUCCUCGGUGAUGCUGUUGUUGCUGGAUAUUCGGGACCGAAUCAAUAGACUGGCACCCCCUGUGGCCCCGGGCAAGCCCCAGCUGGACUUGUUCUCCUGUAUGCUCAAACACCGCCUGAAACUGACCAACAGCGAGAUCAUCCGGGUCAACCAUGCCCUGGAUCUCUACAAUACUGAGAUCCUCAAACAGUCUGACCAGAUGACAGCCAAACUCUGUUAACGUGGAUCUCACCAGGGACCGAUCCUUUUGCUGUACAAAAAAAAGAAAAAAAAAGAAAUUUGUAAAAUGUAAUGAAUACACAAAGGAGGGAGAAAUUCUUCAUUUGUUGGAAACUAAACCGUUCUAGCAACUGUAUAAAACCGAUGGGCAUGUUUUGUUAUUUCUAUAAUCCGUCAUAAGAAAAGGGUUGCACCUUCCUCUCGGAGUUUUGGGGGUAUUGCUUGUAAGGCCUCAGGGGGUGCGUUGAGGGUUUAGAGAAGGGACCACUUACAUAAUGAAUUGUAAAGACCUCUGCUGUGCAGGUGCCAAGAUUAUAUACAAAAGAGAGAGCUAUCUGUAAUGUAGAAACCACACUGCCAUUUUUCCUUGUGGGAGGAAAUGGUCAAAGAUAAAGAAGAUAUUUCUUCUGAUGAGAUUG